AACAGAUGAUUACCAUUCGAUGGUAAUUACGUUUAGUUUGCUCUUAUUUAUUUAUUUCUUACAAUUGCAACAAUUUUUUAUUUUAUAGAGUCUAAUUAACAUCAACAGUUAUCAUUAAAAUGUUCCUGUAUAUACUGUAGCAAUUUGUUUCGUUUUUUUCUCUUUGUUCAUUGUGCAUUAAAAGACCAGUUCUUUCACGAAUGUGUAAUGACAAGGUUUGCCAUCUUAUGAAACCGGAUUUCAAUAAACAUUACUGUAAUUGAAUAAAUUGAACCGGUGACAUCGUACUUGAGUGUAUGCAAUCAAGUAGACGGAUUGAGUCAUUGUGACAUGGAGAGAAAAAGCAACUAAUAAAAGUGAAUUAAUCUGUAGCAAUCUUACUCGCUUCUUGAUUACUUAUUGGCUCACUUAUUUCCUUGUAUUGAAACGUCUACUUUGCUGCUUUGUUGACAACAAAGCAAUUUAUUCAUGUCUUUUGCCUGACUAUCUUACAUGUUACAUUUCCAGUCUCUGCAAUAAAAAUUGAUUAAUUUUACAUUUCUUCUGUAUCGAUUCAUCAAUCAGUUACUUUACCAAAUUGAUAUAUUGAAUUGUUUAAAUACAGAUUGACUCUCAUUGCAUCGUCAUCACAGCUUGAAUAAAAAGCUACUCCAGUUAUUAAUUUGUGUCUCUUGAAUUACAUCUAAUCAUUUUAUUGGACUUCGAGCCGAAAGGAUAUCUUUUCACGCCAAACCACCAACUCAUAUUUAUCGUUAUCAUUGGCUAGCAACUUUAUUGAGAAUCAAAUUGAGACAACAAUUUUUCUCAUAAUCAGAGAUUUUAAUCAAUUCAUCAAUAUGUCUACUCAGUCAGGAGAAAGUUCACACGUUUUGGAUCUUGAUUCUGUCAAUCAAAAUGUCAAAAAAAUGGAAUACGCUGUCCGUGGACCAUUAGUGAUACGAGCUGGAGAGAUCGAGAAAGAAUUGAAGGCUGGUAAAAACGAUAAACCCUUUAAUGGAGUCAUUCGAGCAAACAUUGGUGACUGUCAUGCCACUGGACAAAAACCACUGACAUUUAUUCGUCAGGUUAUUGCUUGUUGCACAGACACAACUCUAUUAGACGACCCAAAGUACCCGAAAGAUGUUAAAGAAAAGGUUAAACUAUUACUUUCCUAUUGUGGUGGCAAUUCAGUUGGCAGUUACUCUGAUUCAGCUGGUAUUGAGAUUAUCCGUCGACAUUGUGCGGAGUACAUUGCUGAACGAGAUGGAAUACCUAGUAAUUGGCAGGAUAUUGUAUUGACUAAUGGAGCCUCUGAAGCAGUUAAAUUUGUAUUGGCUUUAAUCAAUUCUUCUUCAACUGAUGAUAAACCAACUGGUGUUUUAAUUCCAAUUCCUCAAUAUCCACUAUACACUGCAACUCUUGCUGAGUAUGCAAUGCAUCCUAUUAAAUACUAUUUGGACGAAGGAAACGAAUGGAAAUUAAACAUUGCUGAGCUCAAACGGGCUUUGGACAAUGAUAGAUCAUUAUGUAGACCGAAAGCCAUCGUCAUAAUUAACCCAGGUAACCCUACAGGAUCGGUUUUAAAUAAAGAAAACAUCAAAGAGAUAAUCAAUUUCGCCAAAGAAGAGAAACUAAUAAUCAUUGCCGAUGAAGUUUAUCAACAUAAUGUUUAUAAAGAAGGUGCUGCUUUUCAUUCUUUCAAAAAAGUUAUGCACGAGUUGGGAAUCAAUCUUGAACUAGCAUCAUUGAUGUCUUCUUCCAAGGGAUUUAUGGGUGAAUGCGGACUUCGAGGUGGUUACUGUGAAUUCAUCAAUCUUAAGCCUGAAAUCAAAGCCCUUUUCUUAAAAAUGUUGUCCGCUCGUUUGUGUUGUUCAAUUCUUGGACAGAUUACUAUGGAUUGUGUUGUAGCUCCACCAAAACCGGGUGAUCCAUCAUACGAUUUGUUUACCAGUGAGAAAAACUCGACCCUAGAAUCUUUGAAAGCUAAAGCAAAACUUGCUGCUGAAACAUUCAACUCAAUUCCAGGAAUGAAAUCUAAUCCUGUUGCUGGAGCAAUGUAUGCUUUUCCACAGAUUAUGUUACCUGAAAAAGCAAUAAAAGAAGCUCGUGAUGCUGGUGUGGAGCCAGACUUCUUUUAUGCUAAAAACCUUUUAGAAACAACUGGAAUAUGUAUUGUCCCAGGUUCAGGUUUUGGUCAAAUACCCGGUACAUACCACUUUCGAACAACGAUUCUACCUCAGUUCGAGGAGUUGAAAAAAAUGAUGGAUCGUCUCAAAACAUUUCAUCUACAAUUUCUUGAAAAGUACAAGUAAUUUUGUCAUCUCUCUUUUAUGUUAGCAAUCAUGUGAAAGAAAACCCAUCUACCUGAUGAUUAAAAAUCGAUUAUAAAAAUUAUUAAAUUAUUAGACUGAUCAAAAUAAUCCUAGUUUCACCUGCUAUGCCUUCUAAAUAUGUCCAUAAAUGUAUUGAGCUUUCGUUUUCUUCACUCCAUUGGACCCAUUCUUGGUGGCUUUGAGCAAUUUUAAUUCAUCGAUUGAGUUAAUUUUUCUCUUUAGCUAACCUUAAGUGUGAUAAAUCAUGUUCUUAUUAAAGGAAGCUUCUUAAUUCACUCGAAA
This is a messenger RNA of Tetranychus urticae (two-spotted spider mite), 2594 nucleotides long. Its product is annotated as alanine aminotransferase 2. NCBI's taxonomy places the organism in Eukaryota, Metazoa, Arthropoda, Arachnida, Trombidiformes, Tetranychidae. The record is from RefSeq and is a predicted model, not a curated record. Gene Ontology annotation, molecular function: transaminase activity; pyridoxal phosphate binding. Gene Ontology annotation, biological process: biosynthetic process.